GCGUUGGCUGCGUUCUGAAUUUGGUGAGGGGCGUAAAACGUAAAUAGGCUACGCAAACAAACGCGCGAACGCGCGAGCGGACAUUCGGCUGUUGGGGCGACAUUGGUCUGCGUGUGAUUCAAAUUAAUAUUGUUUUGCUCUCUUUUUAGUGGUUGUGAUUUAGUCAGUUUUGUGGCAACAGACAAGUUAGACGAAAUGUCGGACAAGGAGGUUUAUAACUUUAUUCCCACGCGAACGGGCACCACAUCUCAAAGGCUGGCGAUGAGAAAGACUACUGUACGUCCUUUCAGACUUUCUUUGCCAAUGCCAAGAAACACUGAAGAUGCAGAGCCACCACCAGGUACGCUGCACAGGGCCAACAGAUCCACAUCAAAGAGGUCCCUGACGUUUGCCAGCUCGAGAAAAGCGAGCCCAGUCUCUUCGCCUGCCGACGCCUCUCAAAUGGGUUUGCGUCCCGCUGUCAGCAGUCGAGAUGAUGAAGCGUCUCCCGAGGAGCUCGCAGCCGCAGCUGCUUCAGCCGCCGGCUCUCAUCACACCGCAUCGCUCGAGAAAAGUCCAUCUUCGGCGGCUUCCAAAAUUCCCAAGAUCCGCUCGCCUCGUAGCCGAGCGAGUCGUUCCGACGGUGGUACCGAUCCAAAGGGGUCCUGGGAAGGGAGUCGGCCAUCAAAGAGGAGGCAGCUCACGUUAGAGUUGCCCUCGCCCAUAUCUCCACCCGCGGGCAAGUCAGGUCCCGCUGCCGCGAGGCAGGCGGCGCUCAUGUCAAGCACUCCCCUACCAGGCACCGUUCCUGGCAUUUCAAGAGGGGCCACACUUCGGUCUCCCCGCAAGGUCUUUUUCCGGGAAGAAGACGUUUUCUCGGAAAACAACGUCUUCCCGUUGUUUUCUGCGUUUGUUCCCAUGAGGCACCGUAGAGACUUGCAGGCAGGGUCGUCCCGGAGUCAUGGAUCCCACUCCCCGGCUCUGAGAGAAGACCAGCCCGAGGAGCCCAUUCCGGCCGGAGGGGAAGCUGACCAGGGAAAUGGGGCUGCGGGUGCUGUCGAGAAAGAUUCAGCAGCUGAGAGCGAAUCCCAGGAAGGCGAAGCCAGGACGGACGUCGUCAUUAACGACUCGGGUCUUGGCCUGGGCCUCACAAUCCUGCGGGACACCUUUGCCGACAAAAUUGCACAGGCAAAAUCUGAAGCCGCAAAGGAAGUCCUGCGCAGCUUCCAGGCCCGUGCAGAAGGCGACAUAAUCAAAUACCUCGAUGACAUUCGGGGAUAUCGUGCGGCCGUAGUAGAGAUACACAAGGAAAAGCGAAAGUUGGUGAGACUCCGCAAAGCUCGCAAGGCUAUUGAAGACGACAUUGCUGAUUACGUAGCAGAGCACAACCUCGAUGUUGAUCCCUACAGCUUGGGGCUUGGCGAACUCUAGAGGUCUAGUCUCUGCAGACAUCUGCCAUUAAUAUUCCUUUUUUUUUAUUAUUUAUUUUGACGCCUUAAUAAAGACUUGUCAGUUA
Ixodes scapularis (black-legged tick) is the source of this 1495-nucleotide messenger RNA. RefSeq names its product G protein-regulated inducer of neurite outgrowth 1. Bases 196 to 1410 code for a protein of 404 amino acids. The record is from RefSeq and is a predicted model, not a curated record. NCBI's taxonomy places the organism in Eukaryota, Metazoa, Arthropoda, Arachnida, Ixodida, Ixodidae. The transcript is spliced from 9 exons.